AUGGACAGCCUCACCCCUUCCGACCUCUUCUCGCCCUCCAAAGCGCGUCAGCAGCGCGCACAAGCCCAGGACUGGGCGCACAUCGACUCAUGGCUGUCGUACAAGUAUGCCGGGCGCACGGUGCCGACGUUCGAGCGCAACGAGGAGACGCUCAAGGUCCUCCGCGAGCUGUCCAUGGCAAAUGAGCGCGCCGACGAGGAGAGGACCGUCAUGGAGCGCCUGGAGAGGGAGGCAUUGAAGGAGCUGGACGAGGUCCCCAGGAAUGAAGUCGACGAACGCAUCCUGUCCAGGCUGCAAGCGAGCCUUACCCCCGAAGGCGAGCAAGCGCUCAAUGCACUCGCAUCCACAGCUGUGGCUCUCAACCUACCGACCGCCAACCCCGAGAGCAUCGCGCAUGCUCUCAUACAGCACACGACCGCCUCGCAGAACCUCACGAACCAGCUGCAGCACAUCCACACACUGCAAAGUUACCUAGACAAGCAGCAAGCUCUCCUUCGAACCCAGCUCCACGAGCUCCAAACGAAUCCCGCCUUCGCAACGCCGUCCAAUCUCCAGCGCCAGACGACGGAGCAAACGCGUCAGGUUAAGCACCUACGCAACAAGAUCCGCGAACACGAAGACAAGCUCUCGUCCCUCCAGUCGUCGCAAUCGCGCAACAUGACGCCGGGGUCCAAGAACGUUGGAUCUGCCGAGGCUAUAACCGACAUGUUGGAGCAGCAGAAGGCUCUCGAUGAGCUGCGAGAACGAGUAGAAGGCCUGGAGAAGCAGGUCGGAGAAUUUGGUGGCCUGCCUGCGGACAAAGAGGCGGCCAGGAAAGAGGUGGGUAAACUGGAGGUUAGGCUUGACGAAUUACGGAGGAGACGGGAUGAGUUGUUCGAGGGGCUGGUAGGACAGUAG
Molecule: messenger RNA, 897 nt
Organism: Alternaria incomplexa
Lineage: Eukaryota; Fungi; Ascomycota; Dothideomycetes; Pleosporales; Pleosporaceae
Exons: 2
Coding region: 1-897 (298 amino acids)
Biological process (GO): spindle assembly
Cellular component (GO): cytosol; HAUS complex
Source: RefSeq, a predicted model, not a curated record